UCGUCGGCAUGGCAGCUGGCGCCCUGGGAGAGAGUGACAAGGAGGAAGAAGAAAGGGGAGGGGAGCCCACAUGAAAGCAACAGAACGAGGAAACGACCGCGGCGCAGCCUUUAUUUGAUGCGUUCCGAUAACAACGGAGGGCACAACUGCGAGCGGGGAGCGGGAGACAACGCCUCCGUCCGGACUGCAAGCUCGAGCGGCCUGGAGCGACUCGUUCCCGGCGCCCUCGGAGCCAUCAUGGAGGUGCCCGGCUCACCCCAGUUGGUGGAGGACGGCGGCGAGGAGGACGAGGAGGAGCUGAGCGGCGGCGAGGAGGCCGACCCGCGCUCCAGCUCGGGCCGGGGCUCGCUGCUCACGCGACGAGGCAUCACGCUGCGGGUGCUCCUCAAGGACGGCCUGGUGGAGCCCGGCGACGGCGUGCUGGCCAUCCACUACCUGGGUAAGAACUUCAUCGGGGACCUGCUGAACGACGGCAAAAUCCGCUGGGUGGAGACGGGUCAGACCUUCAACUCGCCGAGCGCCUGGGCCACCCACUGCAAGCGGCUGGUCAACCCGGCCAAGAAGUCCGGCUGCGGCUGGGCGUCGGUGCGCUACCGCGGCCAGAAGCUGGCCCAGUACAAGACCACCUGGCUGCACAAGUACCAGCCCAGCGCAGACAUGAGUCUGGUGAGCGAGGAGGAUGACGACGAGGACGAGGAGGAAGGGAAAUCAGCCACGCAAGCCGAAGAAAAGAACAGAAACAACAAACCUGGAGGAUUACACGACGCUCUGGCUCCGAGGCGAACGGACCGAGAGAGAAUCCCCGUCAGAUACUGCACUCUGGGCACCAGAGACGCUUCCAGAGACCCUCACACGCUGGUGGAGCUGUCGGCCUUCUCGGCCAUCAACAGGUUCCAGCCUUUCAAUGUGGCUGUGUCCAGCAACGUGCUGCUGCUCAUGGACUUCCACUGUCACCUGACCACCAGCGAGGUGGUGGGAUACCUGGGAGGACGCUGGGAUACGAACACACAAUUGCUGACCGUCUUACGGGCCUUCCCUUGUCGAACGAGGCUGGCGGACAGAGACACUGCCUCCGCUGUCGAGGAGGAGAUCUGCCAGAACUUGUUCAUGCGCGGCUUGUCGUUGGUGGGCUGGUACCACAGUCACCCUCGAGGUCCGGCCCUGCCGUCGCUGCAGGACAUCGAUUCGCAGAUGGACCACCAACUGCGACUGCAAGGAUCCAACAAUGGCUUCCAGCCGUGCCUGGGCGUCAUCUGCGGACCGUACUAUCACGGCAACCAAGGCGUGGCCUCCACUAUAACGCCGUUCUGGGUCGUACCUCCGCCAGAGCAAAGGCCCAACGACUACGGCAUCCCGGUGGCUGUGGAGGUUACGUACGUUCAGGAUAACUUCCUCACCAGCGACGUCCUCAACGAGAUGGUGCUGCUGGUGGACUUCUACAAGGCCGCCCCCGACCUCGUCCACUUCAACCAGUACUGGUGUCCCGACACCACCAUGUUGGAUAAGAUCAAGGGCUCGCUGAGCUGCCACGCCCCCAAGGACCAAGCCUACUCGCAGAUCCUGGAGCACGUCUACAGCCAGCUGAGUGGCGUGCAGUGAGACGUGCCACAUUUCAUUUGCCUUCUUCAGCAAUACGAUGAAGCACAAAGUUUGUUGGUAAUGUUUGUUUUGUUCUUUUAUUUUGGAGUGAAUGUUCAAGUUUCGAGGUUACACUGAGGUGAUUUCUUUGUAUCUAUUACUAGGGUUCUCAAACUGUUUGGGUCCAGGGGGAGAAAUUAUGACUCCCCCCUCCAUGCAACUAUUUCGAACUGAGAGGAACAGCUUCAUUUAGGCAGGCCAUAGCCUUGUCUAAUAGAGAAAAGUGCUUUGCCGCCAUCUUGUGGCAUCUGUAGCCAAUUAUGAAACUUUUUUUGGCAGGUGUCAUUUCGUUGUGGAUUUUUGCUAUUCGUGGCAGGGCUUGGUCCCUCUAUCCCAAUAUCAUAGGAAAGGGGGAAAAAAAAAAGUUAUUUUUAAGAAAAGAAAAAAAAAAAUCAUUAAAUAACAAAAAUACAUGUUUAGUUUAAGGAAAAAAAGUAUCAGGAUAGUCAUUUAUUUUGUAGAAAUAAAGGUAUCUUACCACAACAAAGACAUUUUGUCUGGAUUAAAAAGUACUUUUUACAAGGUGAAGUCAUACUACAGAUACAUAAAGUCCAACUUUAACAAAGGAAGAAAGUCAUAUUACAAGGAGCCCCUCUUCAUCCUAAUGCCAACUAAACAUUACCACAUUUAACCCUAAAUGCCAUAGGAAUUAUAAUGUUGCCUACUUUAAGGAAAAAAUUUAUUGUAACAUGAUGAUAAAUGCAGAUUGUUUGAGAACAAAAGUUGUGAUAGCUUUUAAUUGGCCCAAAGCUACAGGUAGGGAGUUGAAGACUCCCGAACUUUGGCUUGCGGACCCCAGUUUGAGAACCACUGUAUUCGCCUAAUAACUUGUACGAGUUUCUUGUUACCUUUUUAUUUAUUACUGCACAUGCAGAGCAAUGCCUUAAGCCUGCUGAUUGCUGAUCCACAAAGCAUUUCAACCAAUACACACUGGAAAUAUUUAAAACACAACUGGCUCUUUGUAUUUUUGUCCAACAC
Phycodurus eques (leafy seadragon) is the source of this 2616-nucleotide messenger RNA. It is a transcript of the gene mpnd, whose product is annotated as MPN domain containing. Gene Ontology annotation, cellular component: BRCA1-A complex; BRISC complex. The transcript has 13 exons. Gene Ontology annotation, biological process: double-strand break repair. The record is from RefSeq and is a predicted model, not a curated record. The coding region runs from base 118 to 1599 and encodes 493 amino acids. Gene Ontology annotation, molecular function: polyubiquitin modification-dependent protein binding; metallopeptidase activity. Lineage: Eukaryota; Metazoa; Chordata; Actinopteri; Syngnathiformes; Syngnathidae.